This is a messenger RNA of Equus caballus (horse), 1151 nucleotides long. RefSeq names its product claudin 25 (gene CLDN25). Gene Ontology annotation, molecular function: structural molecule activity. The record is from RefSeq and is a predicted model, not a curated record. Lineage: Eukaryota; Metazoa; Chordata; Mammalia; Perissodactyla; Equidae. Gene Ontology annotation, cellular component: bicellular tight junction; plasma membrane. Gene Ontology annotation, biological process: bicellular tight junction assembly; cell adhesion.
GUUUGUGAGUUUACUCACCAAAUAUGUAUUGAUAGCUUACUGUCUGGCUUUCUUACCUUUCACGGGACCCUCUCCCAAAAUCCACACCCACAUCCGAUCUUGGGCACACCCCCUAAACCCAAACAUUGCCAACUUCCUGGCACCUGCCUCAGCUGCCGCCUAGAAAACUGAAACAGGAACCCUCUCCAAAUACGAAAAAUCUUCCGCCCAAUCUUCCCAAAAGGCCUCCCCACUAACCAGUCUCCAAGCCUCCUUUUAACUUUCUGCCUCUGUGGUGGGAGCAGCCAUGGCCUGGAGUUUCCGUGGAAAAGUCCAGCUGGCGGGACUGCUCCUCUCUCUCCUUGGCUGGGUCUGCUCAUGUGUGACCACUGCCCUGCCCCAAUGGAAGACUCUCAAUUUGGAACUGAAUGAAAUGGAGACCUGGAUCAUGGGGCUUUGGGAAGUCUGCGUGAAUCAGGAGGAAGUUGCCACUGUGUGCAAGGCCUUUGAGUCCUUCUUGUCCCUGCCCCAGGAGCUCCAGGUGUCCCGUGUCCUCAUGGUAGCCUCCCAUGGGCUGGGACUAUUGGGGCUUCUGCUUUCUGUCUUUGGGUCUGAAUGCUUCCAGUUUCACAGGAUCAGCCACGUAUUUAAGAGGAGGCUUUGCCUUCUGGGAGGGACUUUGGAGGCAUCAGCUUCAGCCACUACCCUCUUUCCAGUCUCCUGGGUGGCCUAUGCCACAAUCCAAGACUUCUGGGAUGACAGCGUCCCUGAGAUUGUGCCUCGGUGGGAAUUUGGAGAUGCCCUCUUCCUGGGCUGGGCUGCUGGUAUUUUCCUGGCCCUUGGUGGGUUACUGCUCAUCUUCUCAUCUUGCCUGGGAAAAGAAGAUGUGCCCUCUCCCCGGAUGACUGGUCCUACAGCCCCACCAUCCUAUGCUCCAGCAGAGGAGUUCGAUGGCUCCUUCUAUCUAACACCAAGACCUAAGAACCUGUUCAUCUAGGACUAGCUUCUGCCUAAGAAUCUCUGGAAUAAGGGAAUGUCAGUAGAAUCCUUUCUCUUCCUUACCCUUCAUCACUCUGUAUUUGUUUGCCUCAUUUGGGGGGUGGUGGUCACAGUUCCAUUUGUUAAGGAUUGACUAUCUUGGUGAUAUGGUGAUUCUAAUUUCAGAAUGAAAA